Lathyrus oleraceus (garden pea) is the source of this 1104-nucleotide messenger RNA. RefSeq lists its product as uncharacterized. The record is from RefSeq and is a predicted model, not a curated record. NCBI's taxonomy places the organism in Eukaryota, Viridiplantae, Streptophyta, Magnoliopsida, Fabales, Fabaceae. The transcript is spliced from 2 exons. Bases 249 to 749 code for a protein of 166 amino acids.
GCUCUGAUCCAACUCUUCAUUCUACUUCCUUCUUCCAUCUUCCUCUUCUCGAUUUCCGUUUUUCGGUAGCAGUUGUGUCGUUGUGGAGAUUUCCACAUGUCAGUGAUAGGGUGAAGGUGAGGGUUGUGCAAAUCACUUGGAGUCGGCGGGUGCGGUUUCGAGUUCGUGUUUUGGGUUCAAGUGUGUGUCGUGUUGUCGUGCCAAGCUUCACGCUUUGGUUCAUUCCGUCAGUGUUUCGGUUUUGGUUUAUGCUGCGUUUGGAAUUGGAUGUUGCAAUUUUGGUUCAACUUCUGGUUUUGGAUUUAGCGUGUUUGUACUUCCUUAAGAUCGUCGCAGCUUUUAGACUUGCAAUCUUGGAUGUUGUUGUUGACGCGUGCGCACGUUUUUCGCGGAAUGGCUUUUCGUGGUGUGUGAUUUUGCAGCAACUUUGUGGUGCGUCGUUUGGUUGUUGCUGCUGCUAUUUUCCAUUUGCAGCUUUUUACAAUUUGUUUCGGCAGCAGCUGGUGUGUAGUUUUGGUCGCCGUCAUUGCCGUUUGCGUUUUGCUAUUUGUAAUGCUGCAGCUUCUGUUUGCAUCAGGCAUUUUUCUGUUCCUGCUAUAUUCUUACUGCAUUGCCUUGGCAUCAUGUACACCUAUUGUAUCGACUUUCUCCAAGUUCCCAUCCCCGCCUUGAAUUCCUUGCUUAGUUUCAUCUGUAACAGGUUUGAUGUUGCUAUCCUUUUCAGUUGGAUUUUCUUCCGUUGUGGUUGACAACACUCUAGCAGAUACACGUUCCCUUGAUUCUGCCAAUUGCAAGGCUGGACGAAAAUUACUCCUAUUAAUCCAAUCAUCAUCUCUUCAAUAAACUCUCGUUUGGUGGAGGGUGGAGAUUCAAAGGGACCAUGACGAUUUAGUGUACAGAACAAUAGGAGCAGUAACAGUAAUACAAAGUAACACCACCACCAUGUUCCUAACCCCUAUCAUUACUAUUUGUAUUUUUCUUCUGGGUGUGUUUGGAAAUUGACUCCAAACACCAAAGUGCAAAAAUUUCAGAAGUUAACAUUUGGUUUAUAUGUCAAAUUUGUAGUUUUUCUUCACGUAAUGAAUAUUUUAUGACUUGUGUGGA